UCAUUAUGGCAUAAGAUUCUUACAUACAGGUCAGAACUAAUCAAAUUUGUGUUAUAUGUUUGUUCUAAAAUGUUACAAACUUGCUUGAAAAUUGACAUCAAACAGUAAAUGUUAAGCCAUAUGAUAUAUCAAGCAAAUAAAUACAAGCUUGUCAACGUACAAAAUGGAUUGUAGCGUUAUCGCUUGCUUCGUUAAUGAAGAUAAUGUAAAACAUAUGUCAAGAAAAUUGUGUUAAAUUACAAACUCCUUGCAACAAUCUUGACACUUAAUGUGCUCAUCUAAAAACGUUUAACAGAAAUUAGAUUCGCAGUAAAUCAUCUUUAUUCUCAAUACACAGAAAGAAUAAAAAGAUUUGAGGGAAAUUAGAUUUGACACAAGGUAUAUGUCAGGCAUCUGUUAACAAAAAAAAAAUAAUGUAUGAAGAUUUGAAAUGCGAUUAAAGGUUAUAUGAUACGCUAUACAUCAACUAGCGAGAGUGUAUAAAAGAAGUAGAAAACGAACAGGUGAUUCAAUGGACUUUUAACAGCUCGUAUUCUUGUUACAACCAUAUAAUACGCGAAUUAUAAUCUGACAACUUCUUUUUAUCUGUGCUUGUGAAUUACUGUCAAUCUUUUUUUCAUGUUAUAAUUGAUAUCUAUUUUCCGAUGUAUAAAUCUGACCAGAUUGUCACUAUAAAAGCCUUGGGCAUUCCUUGAUAGUUACUGGUCCGGAACGGAAAGUACCAACGAUCAGCUGUUUUUACAGCAGACAGAAAAUGCAACAAAUAUCAACAUUUUUCUUCAAUUAUUUAUUUUUUUCCGUUCUGUUUAAAUAUUUGGACGGCAAUCCUGCUCGAGUGGAUUUAAGAGAACAUGAUUUAAGUCAUAUAUCUAGCGAGCAGUUGAGGCGCGUCGUAACACAAGAUGAAAAUCAGGAAUUUCGAUCAGAAACUGACGAAGAAACAUUACUAGAACAUCUAUACAACCAAACUCAAUAUAGAGAUCAAAAUAAUAGAUCAAAAUGUACUUCUUGUACCGUCAGAGAAGAUCAGAAGAAACACAGAAUUGAAUCAAUCAAAAAUCGAAUUUCGCAUGCAUUAAGAUUAGAUGUUCUUGGGAAGCCAAAUAUGACAAAUAACAAACUACCAAAAAUACCACAAUUUCAGAAACUUAAGCAAAGAUACGAAAUAAGAGAAGCUUUAGAUAUGCAGAAUGACGAAGUUCGUAACUCUCAGGAGGAUUAUGUUGAGGAAUUCGGACAAUCUCAAAGGACUUAUACUUUUGCUCAACUUCCUCCAACGGAAUUAAACAUUGAACAACCAAAUUCUAUAUACUUCACUUUACCAGAUCUAAUGGACAAGGUUUUGGAAAAGGCUUUUCUGUGGGUUUAUAUUGAUCCAUCUCAAAAUGUUACUCAAAUUUAUGUAUAUUCACUCGUCAAAAGUUCAAAAAACAGUGACUUUAUAGAAAAGCAGUUCUUAAGUCGUAAAAAACGAUCAUCCCGUGGAUGGCAACAUUUUAACAUUUUAAACGAAGUAGAAAAAUGGAUAGAAGAUCCAUCGAGGAAUAAAGGUCUUGUCGUUGAAGCACUGGACGAUAACGGAAGAAAUUCGAUUGUAUUGCCCUCUGCAAAUGAUGAUGGAUACGAACCUGUCUUGGAUACAAGAACAUCGCUUCAAACACACCACAGACGCAGUAAACGUUCAAUCUAUCUCAACUGUGAUGAAGAACAUGCAACAGAGUCUUGUUGUAGAUAUCCAUUAACUGUUGACUUUGUUGAGUUUGGAUGGGACUUCAUAAUAGCCCCGUUAACAUACUCUGCAUAUUACUGUGCAGGGGAAUGUAGGAAUCAACACAUGGAUUCUGGUCCUCAUGGAUAUUUACGUCAACAAGUGGAUGCGCUACCCCCUGAACAUGGACCUUGUUGUAGCCCAACUAGGAUGGGACAACUAUCAAUGCUUUACUUUGAUCAUUCAAUGAACAUUCAAUUCACAACCUUGCCGAGAAUGAAAGUUGAAAGAUGUGGAUGUACUUAGUCUCAAUGCAAACUUCCGAAAGAUGUCUUUCAUGUUGGUUUUCAUUCGUGAAAAGUGUAAAUGAGCUGAAAUGCCCGUUUGUGUGUGGUUGUUUUGAGUUGUUGUUAUUAAGAAAUCCUAUCAUUGAUCUCGUGUUUAUCUGAUACAGUCGAUCAUUUGUAACUGUUAAUAUUGCUUAUUUGUAUAUAUGUAUAUAUAUAUAUAUGUAUUAGAUACAUGUACAUAGCCCGAUGAUUGAGUGUAUCUAAUGUACAUCAAGCCAUUAUGGUUAAUGCAAAAGGAUAGAUUUAAAUAAUUUAGGAUGGGAUCCUUCAGCAAUUUUGUAUUAUUUUAUGGCAAACCCAAUACAUUUAAUGAACAUGGAGUAAAUAUAAAUAUCGACAAGUAGGGGGUAUAUCUGAAUCGUUAUAUCACUUCUCACUGUAUUCAGUAACUUAAGUUAACUCGAUAUCAUAUCACAUAAUAAAAAAAAUCUAAUAUUAUACGAUGAAAGUAAAACGAACCAUGAAAUUACUAAAGUUGUCAAUUAAUUCGGAAAAGUUGUUGUGCAAGUGCACUGAUUUGCGUUCUUAACGCCACGGGAAGGAAAAUUUAAAUAAGCAAAAAUCCUAUCAAUCCUUAAAGAUUAGGCUGGAAACCUGGAAAAAUACUCUCUCGUUUGGUGCACAUUGUAUAUAAAGAUACUUGUAUUACUGGUUUAGUUUUGUUAGACUUAAUUCGUGCCGAAUGAUUACAAAGGUUUAUUAUUUAAACGUCCAAUAUCAUUAUUUUCAAACUUCGAAAAUGUAUUGCUUUCCACAAAUUUUCCAUUAUCAAAUACACAUACAUCUACAAUCGUAAACAAUAAUAUGAUAAGCAUACACUUCAAAUGUCAAUUAUCUUUGUAACAAUAAAUAAUAAUAAAAUUUGAGUAAAUUUUUUGUUAGUAAAAAAUGGAUUGAUGUUGGGAGAUACAAAACAGAAAAUAAUAAAUAUUUUUUUCAAAAGGUGAAUUGGAUCUGGGUUCUGUGUAUUCACAUUAUUUGUACAACUCUCUUUACUGAUGGCAAAAAAUGGAUUUUCCGUGACCUCAAUGGUUCGCGAAAAUUAAUAUUUUUAUAUAUAGUAUAGUAACAAUAUUCGCUGCAAAGAAUUUUACAAUCGACAAAACUGGCGUUUACUCCUUUGUAGUUAAAACUGUCAGUAAAUAUUAAGUAAUAUUGCAGAAUAACUUGUUCACGCCAAAUUUGUUCUUGAAGAUAUUAUCAGAAACAUUUGAUCGACUGUAUGUUUACAGUAUUUGUUGUUUGUUCAUUUGGUGUUCAUUGUUGUAACUUGGCAAUAUGGUGCUUUACAGAUUCUUUAUAUUUUAAGCUAUUUAAAUUGACGACCGCUAAAGCGGUAAAUUGUAAUUUAAAGUAGUCUGAUUCGCUUCAAAAGCAUGAAAAAAUACAAUUUGUGUCAUUAUUUUUAUAAUGUAAAGAGUACACAUAGUAAAAGAAAUUGUACUUCCUGUCAGUGCUUUUGCUUAGUUGAUGUUGUGAAAUUGGUAAUACAUCAGUUUUUGAUGCACAAUUAGUGCUGUAAAAUUAAUGCUUCGUAGUUAUAAAUAAGAAAUAGACCCAAGACCAUCGGGUACGACAUCUUUUGCCAAAUCUUUUUUUAUCUAUUUAAUAAGCUUGUAUUUGGGAUUCGACUAAGUUUUUUUUCUAUUUGAUAAGCGUGUUUUUUUGAAAUUGGCUAAGAUGCCCUUGUCUAUCUUUCAAAACUAAGCAUAAACAAUAAUAUAUGACUAUUGAAAUGUGUUAAUAUGUUAAGCUAAAAGUUUAAUUCAAACAUAUUUUUCCAUUUGAUGGAAGAAAUCGGCAAAUUUUGUGAUAGAUAUAGAAGAUAUGAAUAUUUGCGUGUAUUAGCAAUGGUGGGUAAAACCACAAUUUGCAACCAAGUUGCAUGUGAUUGACUAAAUAGGGCAUAUUUAAGUGAUAAGGAAAACAACAUGGGAUCUGUGGUGUCUCAAAAUACUAGAAUUAUAUAAUCGUAAGUGGUUGAAACAAAUUAUAGAGACUAAAUAAUGUUGUAUUUUAUGACAUUGACAUAUUUGAAAUAUAAAUAUGAGGAUAUUUCGCAUGACAGCAAAAAGUACUUUUAAUCUUCAAACUAAUCUGUCUGCUGGUCUUUUUUCUCUACAAAUAUUAUUUUCCAGACAAUAUAGUGAGGUCCACAUUCUAAUGCAUUCCAUUUUUAAUGUGCAUUAAAGAUAUUAGCGUGAGGGAAAUUUGUAGCUUGAAUGACUGUAAAGAAUAUGGUUAUAUAAAUGCAGUGAUUGUUUGUGAAGCUGUUUAAUGUUAUGCUUAAUUGUCUUUAAAAAUGGGUAUUUAGAGGGACAACACUUUAUAUUAUGGUUUUUUUUUGUUAUCAGUAAGGUAUAUUUAUUUUUGGAAACUGCAUCUAACAAUAUGACCACAGUUUGCCUUUUAAAAAAAUGAUGUUAACAACGUUUCGAACUGUGAUAAUACAAAUAAAAUUUUUUAUCUUA
Mytilus californianus (California mussel) is the source of this 4529-nucleotide messenger RNA. RefSeq names its product growth/differentiation factor 8-like. Gene Ontology annotation, cellular component: extracellular region. Gene Ontology annotation, molecular function: growth factor activity; cytokine activity. Lineage: Eukaryota; Metazoa; Mollusca; Bivalvia; Mytilida; Mytilidae. Gene Ontology annotation, biological process: SMAD protein signal transduction. The transcript has 3 exons. The record is from RefSeq and is a predicted model, not a curated record. Bases 755 to 2014 code for a protein of 419 amino acids.